AUGAUAAAUAAAAUAUUGGAUGAUGAAUAGAAUAGAAAAAAACAACCAACUCAUUUGAUUGGAAAUCAUAGUCAAAGAGAUUGGUUUGUUAGUCUAAUUGAAUUAGGUACAAAGAUUUAGUAUGAAUUCUAAGUUAUUUAGCAGAGGAGAACGAUGUCAGUUAACAUUUUUUGGCUUCAUCACUAUAUCGGUAUUUGAUGAAUUUGAUCAGAAGAAAGGAAAAUUCUUUCAGAUAAUCAUAAUGAAAAUGGAGAUGUAGAUUAUUAAUUCAUUUUAAUGA
This is a messenger RNA of Paramecium octaurelia, 280 nucleotides long. The record is from the annotation of a GenBank genome assembly. NCBI's taxonomy places the organism in Eukaryota, Ciliophora, Oligohymenophorea, Peniculida, Parameciidae.